GGGUGUGUGUGUCACUGUGUGUGUGUGUGAGGGAGAGAAAAAGAGAGAGAGAGGAGGCAAGUCUAAGGGGGACGGUAGGUUGGAUUCCCACAUAUUUUGCCGCUGUUUUUUGUCGACUAUGAAUGACAUCUAUCGAGCAUUCCGAACUCCCAAGGGACCCCAAAAACAACAAACCCUUUUCAUAGUCCUCAAGACAUCCCCAUACCAAUGGUACCAAUACUAAAAUAAUCUACAAAGAAUCUAACACUUUCCUCACCUUUGACAGUUAUUUUGAAGAACAAAAAGAUACCCUUCCUUUUUAUCUUCAUUCGACCCUAUCUCUUCUUUGUCUUUGGUCCCAUUCUCACACAAAAGAACUUGCCAGGAAUUAUUCUCUUUGCCACUUCUCUAUUAAAACCCUAUUUCAAAUCUCCUCCCUCAUUUUUCUAUACACACUCCAUCUCUCUCGAUCUUUGUCUCGUCUUUCUUUCAUUUUUCAUAUCUUCUAUAAUCGAUUCUAGGAGGGUUGGGAUCGAUCGCUGUCUCUCCUUGAAAUGGAAGGUACAGACGAGGAGGAGCUUUUGACCCUCCGACUUUCCGUCGUCACGGAUUAUGAUUGCAAUGGUGCUAAGAGGAAGAGGAAGAGAAGGGAAGCCGCGUUCAACCUUUUGAAUAAAAACGAAGGUUGUGAAGGGAAGAUACUAAGUCUCCUCCAACUAAGGGAACAAAUGUCUAAACUAGACCACAAGAGAAAAGUGGUGGAUGUUGUGGAUGGGAAGGGUCUCCAUUUGAUCCAUUUGCUGCUCAUAUCGGCCACCUCCAUCGACGAAAACAACGUUGACUCGGCCGUGGAGAACCUGAGUGAGUUGUACCAAAAUGUGUCCUUGAAUGGAGAUUCAGUCCAAAGGGUUGCGGCCUAUUUCGCGGACGGAUUGGUGGCGAGGCUUCUCACACCAAAGUCACCGUUCCAUGACAUGGUCAUGAAAGCACCAACGCCAGAAGAGGAGUUCUUAGGUUUUCUAGAGUUCUAUAGGGUGUCCCCAUAUUACCAAUUUGCUCAUUUCACAGCCAACCAAGCCAUACUCGAGGCCUUCGAAAAAGAAGAAGAUAGCAACAAUUGGGCAUUGCACGUCAUCGACUUUGAUGUCUCAUAUGGCUUCCAAUGGCCUUCCCUAAUCCAAUCCCUAUCCGAAAAGGCCACCAUCGGAAACCGAAUAUCGCUACGAAUCACGGGGUUUGGGAGAAGCUUGGAAGAGCUCCAAGAAACCGAGACAAGACUAGUGAGCUUUGCGAAGGGUUUUCGGAACCUGGUGUUCGAGUUCCAAGGGUUGCUGACAGGCUCCAAACUCGUAAACCUAAGGAAAAAGAAGAACGAAACCGUGGCUGUAAACCUAGUUUUCUAUCUGAACACUUUGAAUAGCUCCUCAAAAGUCUCCGACACAUUGAAAUAUGUACAUUCACUCGAUCCCUCCAUUGUAGUCUUCGUGGAACAAGAAGGUAGCCGGAGCCCUCGGAGCUUCUUGUCAAGAUUCAUGGAGUCCCUCCAUUAUUUUGCAGCCAUGUUUGAUUCGUUGGACGAUUGCCUCCCACUCGAUAGCGCGGAGAGGUUGAGCAUCGAGAAGAACCACCUCGGGAGAGAGAUCAAGAGCGUUAUGAACUGCGACAAAGGCGACGCGGGGUGUCCCAAGUAUGAGAAGAUGGAGACAUGGAAGGGGAGAUUGGAGAGCCAUGGGUUUGUUGGGGUCAAUUUGAGUUCCAAGUGUAUGAUACAAGCAAAACUUCUGUUGAAAAUUAGGAGCCAUUAUUGUCCAGUUCAAGUUGAUGGAGAGAUUGGUGGAUUCAGAGUUUUUGAAAGAGAUGAAGGGAGAGCUAUAUCUCUUGGGUGGCAAGAUAGGUGUCUCAUAACAGCCUCUUCAUGGCAUUGUGUAUGAUAGAAGAUAUAUUCUUUUAAUUAAUCCACAUUUGAUCAAUCUAUAGUUCAAUGCAUAUUCAAAAUUAUUUCAAU
Molecule: messenger RNA, 1984 nt
Organism: Cornus florida
Lineage: Eukaryota; Viridiplantae; Streptophyta; Magnoliopsida; Cornales; Cornaceae
Product: GRAS family protein RAM1-like
Exons: 1
Coding region: 534-1910 (458 amino acids)
Biological process (GO): regulation of DNA-templated transcription
Cellular component (GO): nucleus
Molecular function (GO): DNA-binding transcription factor activity; sequence-specific DNA binding
Source: RefSeq, a predicted model, not a curated record